AUGGCAAAACUUCUCAUCAUGUCAAGUAAAAAUGAACUAGCUGAAGAAAUAUCAAAUAAAGUAAUCGGUGAGUAUUCAAAGCUGAAAUCUGUUUGCAAACCAGCAACUAGACCUACUGGUAUCAAAGAGUGGACGAUAUUGGCAGGUGUUGUAGUCAUCAACAGAAGUGGUGGUGCAAAUAACGUAGAAGUGCUUUCAGUAGCUACUGGUGUGAAGGCAUUGCCAGAUUCUGAACUGCAAAGAAGUGGAGGGAAGCUGCUGCAUGAUUGCCAUGCAGAAAUUUUGGCACUUAGAGGUGCCAAUACAGUAUUAUUGAAACAUAUCAAAGACUAUGAUCCGGCAAAUGGAAGCGACUUCAUUGAAAGCAAUAACGAAAUACCUAUUAGAUUCAAUUUAAAAGACGAUUGGGAAUUGGCAUUGUAUAUUUCGAGAUUACCGUGUGGAGAUGCUAGCAUGGAUUUCUUGAACGAUAGUUGCAAAAAUAAUGAAGAUUUCAUCAAAAUAGAAGAUAAUGAUGCAUUUCAAUAUGUUGAUCCCAAAGUGAAAACAAUACUGAGAGGACGUUUGAAUUUUCAUAAGAAAAGUGUUGUUAGAACUAAACCAGGAAGAUAUGACUCAAAUAUCACCCUAUCUAAAUCUUGCUCUGAUAAAUUAUCGAUGAAACAGAUAUCGUCGAUACUUAAUUCAUUAAACUACGAGCUGUUCGAACAACCUGUAUAUUUGAAGUAUAUUGUGAUUCCUGAUAUAGAAGAUAAAACGAAACAUAUUCUGGAGAGGUCCUUUCAUAAUCGCCUACCUUGUGACGGCCAUAAAGUUGAAUUCUUGAACUGUCACACACCAUUUUAUGAUGAUAGAACGGAUGAGAAUGAUAUACCUAGUUCAAUGUGCAGUAUCAAGCUUUUCGUGAAUGACUCUAGUACUGAAGAAGCGAUUUUUAAUGGAAUGAAGAAUGGCUUUUAUACUAAGUCGUCCAAACCGUUGAGAAAACACUGCCAAUCCCAGGUGAGCCGGUUUGCACAGUGGGAACUAUUUAGGCAAAUACGACCAAAACAUAAGAGCAUGAGCUAUUUGCAUUUUAAGUCUCAACAAAAAGAGAGAAACCGAUUGAUCACCACAGCAAAGAACGCCUUAUCUCCCGAUGGAUGGAUAUCCACCAGAAUUGAUGAUGUGAGCUAA
Saccharomyces kudriavzevii IFO 1802 is the source of this 1176-nucleotide messenger RNA. It is a transcript of the gene TAD1, whose product is annotated as tRNA-specific adenosine deaminase. The coding region runs from base 1 to 1176 and encodes 391 amino acids. The transcript has a single exon. The record is from RefSeq and is a predicted model, not a curated record. Gene Ontology annotation, molecular function: RNA binding; tRNA-specific adenosine-37 deaminase activity. Lineage: Eukaryota; Fungi; Ascomycota; Saccharomycetes; Saccharomycetales; Saccharomycetaceae. Gene Ontology annotation, biological process: tRNA wobble adenosine to inosine editing.